CUCCAACCAAAACAUGUCUGGAACACUGACAUUGUCGCCCACGGCUUCGCCCUUUCCAUGGGCCGCCGCCGCCGUCGCGACGUUUACUGGGAAGGCCGCCCUCAACUUCGACCCUGCAGCGGCAGGCGUGACACUCGAGCUCGGCGGAUCGAGACUCACCGCCGAGGACGAGAUCGUUCAGACAAUAGCCAAGGCUGGCGGACUAUCAAGUGAUAGUGCAAAGAGCGCUGCGUACUUCGCCCUCGCGAAAUCAUUGCCCACUGUCACAGCCUUUCCAGAAAUCACGGCCGCGCUCGAUUUUUUCGAUGAUCACCUUGCAUACAGGGCCUUCCUUGUUGGCCACGAUAUCACUGCGGCCGACUUCAUCGUCUGGGGCGCGUUGAAAGGCAGUGUGAAGAUCAUCGGAUUACUCAAGAACAACAAACACCCUCACUUGAACCGGUGGUUCGUACACAUCGAGUCCUUGGAGUCCACGCAACUGGCCAUCGCAAGCCUGAACGAGGUCAAGUCUGCCAAGGCGCGUUCCAAUAAGACGGCGGCGUCCUUUGCUCUCGGUCUGCAAGAUGCCAAGGAGGGUGACGUUGUCACGCGUUUCCCUCCGGAGCCCAGCGGGUACCUCCACAUUGGUCACGCGAAGGCGGCGAUGCUUAAUCAGUACUUCGCAAAAAUGUACAAGGGAAAGAUGAUAAUCCGCUUCGACGACACGAAUCCCAGCAAAGAGAGGACUGAAUUCGAAGACACCAUCCUCGAGGAUCUCGCGCUCCUCGAUAUUCACGGCGACAAAGUCACGCAUACAUCCGACUACUUCGAUCAGCUAUACGAGUAUGCCCUUCAGAUAAUCAAGAGCGGCAAGGCGUACGCAGAUGAUACCGAACAGGAGCAGAUGCGCAAGGAGCGUAUGGAAGGCAUCGCCUCUAAGCACCGUGACGACUCCGUUGAGGAUAACCUGAAGCACUUCGAGGAGAUGACAAAGGGAACGCCGGAGGGUGUUCGCUGGUGUCUGCGUGCCAAGUUGAGCGUCGACAACCCGAACAAAGCGCUCCGCGAUCCUGUCAUCUACCGCACCAACCUCCUGCCCCAUCACCGCACUGGCGACAAGUGGAAGGUAUACCCCACUUACGACUUCGCAUGCCCCAUCGUGGACUCGAUCGAGGGCGUUACCCACGCUCUCCGUACGAACGAGUACCGCGAUCGAAAUCCCCAAUACCAAUGGAUGAUCGAAGCCCUUGGCCUCCGCAAGGUCAACAUCUGGGACUUUAGCCGACUGAACUUCAUCUACACACUCUUGUCCAAACGGAAACUCCAUUGGUUCGUGGACAGCGGCAUCGUCCGCGGAUGGGACGACCCCCGUUUCCCCACCGUGCGCGGCAUUCGUCGUCGUGGGCUCACAGUGGAGGCCCUUCGUCAGUUCAUGCUUGCCCAGGGUCCUUCACAGGCGAUCGUCUCGCUUGAGUGGGACUCGCUGUGGACGCUGAACAAAAAGGUCAUUGACCCUAUCGCUCCUCGCUUCUGGGCGCUCUCAAAGGCCAACCUCGUUCCGGUCACGGUCAAGGGUGCCCCCACUGAGAUCGAGGUCAAGACGCUGCCCAAACACAAGAAAAAUCCCGAAGUCGGCGAGAAGAAGACUGUCUACUCGUCCAAGAUCUUCGUCGAACAGGAGGACGCGGUUUCGUUCGACGACCAAGAGGAGAUCACCCUCAUGGAUUGGGGCAACGCCAUCGUCCGCUCCAAGACAAGUAACGAGUCGGGCAUUAUCACCGCUAUCGAGGUGGAGCUUCACCUCGAGGGCGAUUUCCGCAAGACCAAGAAGAAGAUUACCUGGCUCGCACAGCCCGACGACGCGCACCCCCUCGUGGACGUGACGCUUCUCGACCACGACUAUCUGAUCACUAAGAAGAAGCUCGAGGAGAACGACGACGUGAAGGAUUUCGUCACGCCUGUCUCCGAGUUCCGCGAUGAGGCGUUCGCAGACGCAAACGUCAAAGAGCUCAAGAAGGGCGACAUCAUCCAGUUCGAGCGCAAGGGGUACUACAUCUUCGAUGGGGUCGUCGACAGCCGCUUCGAGUUCAUUCAUAUUCCUGACGGGCGUGCGGCGAGCAUCGCGAGCAAGGCGGUCGCGCAGACUGGUACGGCUACUCCUGUUGAGGGCGGGAAGAAGGAUGCUAAAGCUGCACCGCCAAAGAAGGGAACAAGUAGCGACACGCCAGUGGAGACGAAGAUGUACAAGGUCAAGAAGGUGUAUGGGGAGGAUGACGUGAUCCCCAGUGUGGAGACGAAGAUGUACAGGGUGAAGAACGUAUACGACGCAUAGAAAGGAGUCUUAGCAAGCGAGAAGUAAUUCGUCGAUGUAUCAUAUCGCAUUUUGUAUCACUUGCUGCGAUCUAGGGCUCUCGGCGUGAAACACUAUAUCACAUAGCGCGGACUUGAUGGCGGCCACUAUACUAGUAGUCCGCAACUUUUUACAGACCACGUGCCGCAUAGUUGUUACCGUCGACAGGACAUACGCCAUGUCCUGAUUCAG
Messenger RNA from Dichomitus squalens LYAD-421 SS1, 2521 nucleotides. Its product is annotated as glutamate-tRNA ligase. Gene Ontology annotation, cellular component: cytosol; cytoplasm; methionyl glutamyl tRNA synthetase complex. Lineage: Eukaryota; Fungi; Basidiomycota; Agaricomycetes; Polyporales; Polyporaceae. The coding region runs from base 14 to 2311 and encodes 765 amino acids. The record is from RefSeq and is a predicted model, not a curated record. The transcript has 9 exons. Gene Ontology annotation, molecular function: glutamate-tRNA ligase activity; ATP binding. Gene Ontology annotation, biological process: glutamyl-tRNA aminoacylation; translation.